Camelina sativa (false flax) is the source of this 3233-nucleotide messenger RNA. RefSeq lists its product as uncharacterized. NCBI's taxonomy places the organism in Eukaryota, Viridiplantae, Streptophyta, Magnoliopsida, Brassicales, Brassicaceae. Gene Ontology annotation, molecular function: zinc ion binding. The record is from RefSeq and is a predicted model, not a curated record.
GGAGGGGGGGGGCAAGUCUGUAAAUAGUAGGAAACGGGAAGGGCAACGAGAGACAGACAAAAAAAGAAAAAGACAAAAAAGGGCUCGAGGGAAGAAGAAGGCAACGUGUAAAUAAGGCAUCAUCAGGCAGAGUGGAGGAGGAAACCUAAAAAGUGUCUGCCUCUUCUGCCCCUUCUGUAAAUUCCCAAUCCGACCCUUUCUCAAUCUUCUUCUCCGUGUUUGCCCCUCCCUCCCUUCCUUCCUUCCUUCCUUCCUUCCUUGCCCCGAUUUCUUCCUUCCCUCGAUUCUCUUUCUUUUUUUUUACCCGCCAAAAUCACUUCUCUAACGGCUCCUUCCUCCAAUUUUUGGAUCCGUGGCCUUGGUUUAGGUCUUUCUCGCUCUUAUUGGUUGAUACCCAGAUUCUGAUUCAACUCCCAUCAUCCGAUCUGUCUGAAGAAGAGUAAGUUACUGUCUUUUCGUUGUGCAAAAAUUGAGAGGAUGCAGACUAUUAAGCUAUAUGAUGACCAUUUCCGUUUUCUCUCUGUACUGAUAGAGCGAGAGGAUUAGUUUCUGUUUUUUUUUUCCACGAGUUGGGUUGUUUUGAAGCAGUGUGUUGUUUAAAAAGAGAUUGCGUCAGCAAUGGCGAAUCGUGAUUUAAUGCUUGGACAGAAUCGUAAUAUCGGUGGUAUUGGUCAGGGUCAAUCUCUGGUGCUUGGUCACAACAACCACAGUCUAGGGCUUGGUCAAAACCAUGAUGUGGAGUUAGGUCGUCACAAUAUGGAUUUAGGACAUGGUCAUCAUGAUCAUGAAAUUGAUUUAGGACACCCUCAUGAUGAUCAUGAGCUAGGCUUAGGAAAUGGCGAAGAUCAGGAUGGAGAGGAUCAUCAUCAUCAUCAACAUCAUCACGACUAUAUGAACGAGAAUGAAAUCUCUGUGGAUCAAAAGCCUGGACACGACGAUGUUGAUCCCGACCUGGUUCUUUCCACGCAAAACCAUGACUUUUCGUUGUCUGAUAAUAAUAAUCAGUUGGUGGUUGGGGAAAACCAUGAACUAGAUGACAACCUUGAAUUAGCCGUUGAUUCAAGUCAUGAACUUGAAAUUGAUCAUCAUGGUGAUAUGGUUAUGGUUAGCACUCCGGUUCAAGCCCGAGCUCUUACUGCUGACAUGACUUACCAACUUACUGUUGGGCAAGAGUUUCCAGAUGUGAAAAGCUGCCGUAGAGCGUUGAGAGAUAUGGCGAUUGCUCUUCAUUUCGAAAUGCAGACAAUAAAAUCUGACAAAACUCGUUUCACAGCUAAGUGUUCGAGUGAAGGAUGUCCAUGGAGAGUUCACGCUGCAAAGCUCCCUGGGGUUCCAACUUUCACUAUCAGGACGAUACAUGAAAGCCAUAGCUGUGGAGGUAUAAAUCAUUUGGGACACCAACAAGCUUCAGUUCAGUGGGUUGCUACCUCGGUUGAGCAACGGCUUCGUGAGAAUCCGAAUUGUAAACCUAAAGAGAUUCUUGAAGAGAUACAUCGUGUUCACGGGAUCACCUUAUCGUACAAACAAGCUUGGCGUGGUAAAGAAAGAAUCAUGGCGACCAUGCGUGGUUCUUUUGAAGAAGGGUAUCGUUUACUUCCUCAAUACUGUGAGCAGGUUAAAAGGACGAAUCCGGGAAGCAUUGCUUCGGUUUAUGGAAGUCCAGCUGAUAAUUGCUUCCAACGUCUCUUCAUAUCGUUUCAAGCUUCAAUUUAUGGGUUUCUAAACGCUUGUCGACCACUUCUUGGAUUGGACAGGACAUAUUUGAAGAGCAAGUAUUUAGGUACGUUGCUUCUCGCUACUGGAUUUGAUGGAGAUGGUGCUUUGUUUCCGUUGGCGUUUGGGAUUGUAGAUGAAGAGAAUGAUGAGAACUGGAUGUGGUUUUUGUGUGAGCUUCAUAACCUUCUUGAAACCAAUACUGAGAAUAUGCCUAGACUCACGAUUUUGUCUGAUAGACAAAAGGGAAUAGUAGAAGGCGUGGAACAGAAUUUUCCAACUGCGUUUCACGGUUUUUGUAUGCGGCAUUUGAGUGAAAGCUUCCGGAAGGAGUUUAACAACACAAUGUUAGUCAAUUAUCUGUGGGAAGCUGCUCAAGCUCUAACGGUGAUCGAGUUUGAAGCCAAAAUACUCGAAAUUGAAGAGGUUUCUCAAGAUGCAGCUUACUGGAUCCGUCGUAUCCCUCCUCGGUUAUGGGCUACAGCGUAUUUUGAAGGACAAAGGUUUGGACAUUUAACUGCAAAUAUAGUUGAAUCCCUGAACUCAUGGAUCGCUGAAGCAUCUGGACUUCCAAUCAUUCAGAUGAUGGAAUGCAUCAGGAGACAACUUAUGACUUGGUUUAACGAACGGCGUGAAACCAGUAUGCAAUGGACUUCAAUACUCGUACCAACAGCUGAGCGGCGUGUCGCCGAGGCUCUUGAGCUUGCAAGAACUUAUCAGGUGCUUCGAGCCAAUGAAGCUGAGUUUGAAGUUAUAUCUCAUGAAGGAAACAACAUUGUGGAUAUUAGGAACCGGUGUUGUCUAUGUCGGGGUUGGCAGUUAUACGGUUUACCUUGUGCACAUGCCGUAGCAGCUCUUCUUUCUUGUAGACAGAAUGUUCAUCGGUUCACUGAGAGCUGUUUCACUGUGGCUACUUAUAGGAAGACUUAUUCUCAGACGAUUCAUCCUAUUCCAGAUAAAAGUCUUUGGAGAGAGCUUUCUGAUGGAGAUCUAAGCGUGAAUAAAGCUGCUCUUGAGGUUAUUAUAAACCCUCCAAAGUCUCUGAGACCGCCUGGUAGGCCGAGGAAAAGACGGGUUCGAGCUGAAGAUAGAGGACGAGUGAAGCGGGUUGUCCAUUGUAGCCGGUGUAACCAGACCGGACAUUUCAGAACCACUUGUGCUGCACCCAUUUGAUAUGCAACGAACUCUGUAUCUCUUACCUGAACAAUACUGUGGACUGAGCAAGUUAUCGGAACAGAGGCGAAAACUGCAGGAGUCAACUCUGUUCUAUGUACUGUAAAAAUUUCCAAGAUUCCAGGCGAUAGAAGGACAGUAACACCUGAAGAUCAUUGCCUGUUUGUUGAAUCCCUUUUUACUUAGUUUAUAUGCUUAGCUCGAGCAUAAUGUUACGCAUAAACUCCCUUCUUUUUCCUGUAAUUCCUGAGGUCAGAUUGUACUUUCAUUACUUUGUACUCUAUGUAGCUUUGAACCAAAAAGAACUCGAUUAUUAUUAUUAUCACUCGGUACGAAGUGUUAUGUAA